This is a messenger RNA of Coregonus sp. 'balchen', 3121 nucleotides long. Lineage: Eukaryota; Metazoa; Chordata; Actinopteri; Salmoniformes; Salmonidae. The record is from the annotation of a GenBank genome assembly.
AUGGUGUCAUUUACGCAAACUGGCGAAGCCUCGGACAGAAUGUGCAAACGGAGGAAAAGGAACAGCGGUUCUCAAUCUCCAUCAAGGGAGAAUUUAUCACCAAACGGAGACCAAAGCGAGGAGACGGCGUGCACCCCUGUGCGGAGACCGCGGGCAGAGAGGGUCAGAAAGCAGAAUAUCAUUUCUAAACUGUCAGAUUCUGGUUUCGAAGAGGACUUCCUAACUCCAACUCCGACCCCAUCGCAGUUUCGGAAAUGUCAUUGUCCGGUAACAGAUGAAGACUCGCUGGCACCAAGGAGUUCCGACACACUGUUGUUUAAUUGGUAUCAACACUACGGCGAGAUUAGUUAUCAGAUACAGAAACUCAAAGAGCCGCAGUUUCAUCCAGUCAACUGUCUGGUUCGACAACCGCAGGUAUGGAAGCAACAGGUUAAUACUGCAGUUCGUUCCAGAUACACAGCAUUUACUGCGCAGGUCUUCUCAUGCAGAUUCAAGAUAGCAUAAAAAUAGAGUAGAAUAAUACUUUAUUGUUAAUUUUGUGAGAAAUUGACAUUUGUCUUCUCCUUAUCUCAACCCAGUUAUGAUAAUAGACCUGCCAAUAUUUAAACAGUUAUCAUUUAGACAUAUAACAGCAAUUUAUGACAUGUCUUACAGUAAUUUAGUUCUACACUGUAACAGAAAACUGUCAUUUGUAGCUGUCAAAUUCAUGGUAACCCCUUUACGGUGUAGGUAGGUUUUAUAACUGCCAAUUGUGAUUGUCUAACCGUGCUCUUUGCGUCUGUAUUCUCCAGGUGACAGCCGAGUCGCGCUGUAAGCUGGUCAGCUGGCUUAUCCCCGUACACCGAUACCUGUGUCUGUCCUUCGAGUGUUGCUGCCUGGCGGUCAACAUCAUGGACCGCUUCCUAGCUUCCACGUCCGUGGCUGCUGACUGCUUCCAGCUGCUGGGAGUCACCGCCCUGCUGCUCGCCUGUAAACAGGUGCGUAUGAUACAUGUGUGUCGACUAUUCAGGGAGGGAGUCAACUAAUCGAUCCGUUUUGAUGCUCUGGGCGUAGGACGAAUUGUGUUUUAGGGAAAGUCUGUAAAUGAAGAGUUUCUUUUCCAAAACGCUAUAUAUCCAUUUUCAGAAAUGUGUGUAAAUUAGCAUUUAUUGUUUAAAGAACUUAUGAGGGAGAUUGGUGUGUUUUUUCACUACUCAUGACAUGAGGUUGUUCAGUGACUGUUUUUUUUGCAUAACACUGUACUGUAUAUCCGCCUCACUGUCUUAAGAGUUUGCUCCUAAUCUCAGCUCCUUACCUGUAUAAAAGACACCUGGGAGCCAGAAAUCUUUCUGAUUGAGUGGGGGUCAAAUACUUAUUUCCCUCAUUAAAAUGCAAAUCAAUUCAUAACAUUUUUGACAUGCGUUUUUCUGGAUUUUUGUUGUUGUUAUUCUGUCUCUCACUGUUCAAAUAAACCCACCAUUAAAAUUAUAGACUGAUCAUUUCUUUGUCAGUGGGCAAACGUACAAAAUCAGCAGGCGAUGAUUGUAUAUCCGCCUCACUCUCAGAGAAAAAAGUAGAACUGCUAGGCUUUACACAGUCAAACGGAACAAAUAACUAAAUGUUUACUAAAGAACUGUACAAAUUAUACAUUUGUGACAUCAACAUUUAAAGUUUAUUUUUAAUGAGUGCAUACGGUAAUAUGAGAUCUGUAUGUAAAAUAUUUUCAUUUAACAUUUUAGUCGUUUAGCAGAUGCUGUUAUCCAGAGACAACCACAUAUCACAGUCAAAUAGACAACCACAUAUCACAGUCAAAUAGACAACCACAUAUCACAGUCAAAUAUACAACCACAUAUCACAGUCAAAUAUACAACCACAUAUCACAGUCAAAUAUACAACCACAUAUCACAGUCAAAUAUACAACCACAUAUCACAGUCAAAUAUACAACCACAUAUCACAGUCAAAUAUACAACCACAUAUCACAGUCAAAUAUACAGAAUACGAAUAUUCCAUUCCAGCUAAACAAUGAUAUAGCGUUUAGCAAAAAAUACACACCUAAAAUCUAUUAAUAAAAAAUCUGAAAACAGUAAUAUUUUACACUCACAUAAAGAUGCCCAUAAACAAUCAUUUCUGGUGAAGAAACACAAAUGUGACAAAUUGAUAGAGAUAGCGUUUUGGAAAUAAACCCUUCAUAUUAUGGUGCGCGUGUGACUUGGUCUCUUUCUCUCUGUUCCCCUUUCUAAUUCUAUUCAGGUGGAGGUGUUUUGUCCACGGAUCAGCCAGCUCCUGUCUCUGUGUUGUGACGCCUUCUCCAGGGAGCAGCUCUGUAACCUGGAAUGUCUCAUCCUGCUCCGCCUCAACUUCCGCCUAGCUGCACCAACCAUAGCCUUCUUCCUGGACUUCUACACCAAUCACAGCCAGGCUGGCCGGCAUAUGGGCGGGGACGGAGUCAGCAACGUUACCCAUAGGCUGGCUGGGGAUAAGGGUGAGGAAGUGAAGAGGCGAAACAGGGGCAGCGGAUUGGCUCUUAGGGUGUGUGAGCUCACUCUGGCCGACUACGCCUUCAAUAAGUACACACCUUCCCUGACCGCCUGCUGUGCUCUGGCUCUAGCCAAUCAACUGCUGAGAACCAGCCAGGGCCCAGAUGAGCCAGCCAAUCAGCUGCUGAGGAUCAACCCUGAGGGCCCUGAGGAAGAGCCAAUGGACCAAUCCCUGACAUCGGAGCUCACAUAUGGCCACGCCUCCUCGCAAGAGGACCAACAGGGACAACGCUGCUUAUCUGAGAAUGAUCCUGUCCACUCAGAGAAUGACCAUUCCCAUCAAACCUUGCCUGAGACUAGUAAUCACGCUUGUAUUGACAAUGACUCCUCUCUUUCAGUUGUUGGUCACCUCCUAUCUGUGAAUGACUCCACCCAGUCAAUGGAUGACCCUUCCCCAUCUGGGAACACCUCAGCCCUGGUUGAGGGAGACCAGACCCAUGCUCCUCUCGCCCAGGAGUGUAGAGAGGCAGACCAGACUCAUGCUCUCUACCUGGAGUGUAGAGAGGGAGACCAGACUCAUGCUCUCUACCUGGAAUGUUUAGACAACCUUAGAUUGCUGGUGUCACUCAACCAGGAUGCACUGCAGGCCAUGAUAACUCUGUGA